Messenger RNA from Phycodurus eques (leafy seadragon), 11198 nucleotides. It is a transcript of the gene nbeal2, whose product is annotated as neurobeachin-like 2. Gene Ontology annotation, molecular function: protein kinase binding. The coding region runs from base 389 to 8812 and encodes 2807 amino acids. NCBI's taxonomy places the organism in Eukaryota, Metazoa, Chordata, Actinopteri, Syngnathiformes, Syngnathidae. The transcript is spliced from 55 exons. Gene Ontology annotation, biological process: intracellular protein localization. Gene Ontology annotation, cellular component: cytosol; membrane. The record is from RefSeq and is a predicted model, not a curated record.
UCUCUCCACUCGGAAGCAGCAGCCACUAGUGUGCAAGAAGAACAAGGCGCUCGCUUCUUAACGCGGACAUGGGUGUUCCUGUUCCUCGCCACGCAUUUUUUUCCACGCAUUAUCAGUUCCUGCUUGCGAUAGUUCGACAUUAAUCUCACCGCCAAAGCGUCCUCCGCGCCGCCUAUUUGAGAAGAACUCUGAGAAGUUUCUCAGCCUGCGUGCACUUUUUUUUUGUUUGUUUGUUGUUGCGGGGAUUAAAGAAUUGAGGGCGAAUGUGGCAGGCAGGAAUGGUUGACGGCGUGGAGCGCGCCGCGUCCUCUCCUCCCGCGUGCUGGAAACAAGUUGAAGCAGCUUCGGGCUCGUUGUUAACCAUGUUAGGCUCUCCUUGGAGUUUUUAAUGAAACCGCAAACUGGGGGGUUAAUGAGCAACCAGGAGCGAGGAGGAACAAUGGCAUCGAAGGAGAGGCUGUACGAGCUGUGGAUGUUGUACUACACGAAGAAAGAUGUGGGCUAUCUGCAGCAGUGGCUCGAGGCAUUUGUGGGAUCCUUUGAAAGGUUCAUAGACGUGCAGUCGCUCGAGCCUCGGAGGCUGGAGGAGUGCACCUCCGAGGUGCCCCUGCUCCCCAGGGAUGUCCUGGUCUUCCUCAGCACGCAGCUUUGGCCAAGUGCGUCGCACCUCUCAGACUCCCAUGACCACAGUCGCAAAUUUCCCCAUCCUCUCCUCCUCAUCAAGUUCUUCAUCAUCGUCUGCAGAAACAUGGAGAACAUCGACCCAGAGAAGACGCCUGGAUUUGUUUUUGAAUCGAUAAAGCUUCUGAAUUUUUGUUUGCACCAGAUAAAGAACAGAGAAGGGGAGCAGUCCUCCCUGCAGUCGGUCGUGUCUUACGGACUGGUGUUGUGUGAAAGUGUCUUUGACCCUUAUCAGACGUGGAGGAGACGACUGGCAGGGGAGGACGUUAGCUUGCUGGAGAGGAACAAGUACAAAUUCUCUCCGCUGCCUCUGCCCGAGGAGCUGACUGCUCUCUUCCACGAGAGUCUGCUGGACAGUGAGAAGAUCCCAGAGCAUCUCACACUCAGGCUGGUUCAUCUCCAGGGAGCUGUCAUCAGUGGGGGCAAGAAUAAUGGUCUCCUCGCUGUCACCUCUCACUCUGUCGAAGACCUCUUCUCCGUGCUUCAAGCUUGGUGUUGCCGGGGCUUCCAUCAGUCUAAUGACAUAUCGCUUCCUCGGCUGACCUUGAAGUGUCUGACCGCAAUGAUCCACCUGUUGCAUUUUAGCAGCCCCUCCGAGCGGCAGGUUGAAAUCAAGACCAUACUGCAGAGUUUCUUCCAGCUCCUUAACUGGAACCGUCCGCUGAGCAGUGAGCAGCAAGAUAGGCAGAACUCUGAGGAGCGCUUGAUCUCACUCCAGCGCCUGAUGCUGACCGCAGUCCCUGAGAUCCUGCAGUGUUCGGACCGGCCUGCCCUCCAGGCUGUCUUCCUGAACAACAACUGCUUUGAGCACAUCCUCAGGCUCAUACAGAACAGCAAGCUCUUUCAGAGCAACAGGCCUAGGCCGAAGAGUGAGUGUGACCUCACUACAAGUUUACUCACAGAGGUCAAAGUGGACCAGGUACUGGAGCGAGGCUCCGACAGCAUCACAGUGCAUGCUUUAGGGGUCCUAACAGCCAUCAUGAGUAACUCUCCCACUGCAAAGGAGACUUUCAAGGAGCGGAUCGGCUACUCCCAGCUCUUUGACGUGCUCAAGAGUCAAGGUCAGCCCACCAAAAGGCUGCUGCAGGAGCUGAUGAACAUGGCAGUGGAGGGCGAGUAUGCACACGCACACCACUUAGGAAUUAGUAACGACCAGCCUCUGCUGCUGCUCCUGCAAUGGCUCCCCGAGUUGCACGACCAUCGCGAGCUCCAGCUGCUGGUGGCACAGUGGCUGGCUACUGUAUGCGGCGGGUCGCUAUCUUGUCGGACUGUAUCAGUGGAGGCGGGCAUGGUGGGGGCUCUCCUGCAGGUGCUCGCACAGCCGCAGCACUUGGACAGGCAGUGCGCAGAUGCCCUGCUGGUCCUCCUGCAGGACCUGGGCUCACUAUGUCUGAAGCCCGAGGAGUUGAGGAGCCUUCUCAAACUGCUCAGGUUGGAUCAGGAUAAUGGCGCGCAUCCCUUCUGCACUCGCAUUAUCCAAGUUCUCUCGGCAAUGGCGGCGCGAGAAGGUCGUGACGGCGCCUUGCAGUACUUUGAUCUCACACCCCCUAUGGCGGGUAUCAUGGUUCCCGCAGUCCAGCGAUGGUCAGGCAGCAACUUUGCCUUUCAUGCCUGGCUCUGCCUUAAUAUGGACUUCCCCCAUACCCCUCAGUUGGACUUCCACCAACCUGCCGCUAACUUGGUCACCGCAAGUCAACACGAGAUGGGAAAAGGACCUCGCAGGAAGCAGCUAUACAGUUUCUUCACAGCUAGUGGAACUGGACUGGAAGCCUUUUUCACAAUGGAGGGUGUGCUGGUCGUGGCUGUUUGCACUAAAAAGGAUUACAUGGCUGUUGCAUUGCCAGAACUCCCACUAGCUGACUCACGUUGGCAUUCAGUAGCCAUAGUCCACAUUCAAGGCCGUCGUCCUUUUGGUCAGAACCUGGUCAACAUCUUCAUUGAUGGCGAGUUGUCUAAAACAGCUCAGAUUCGCUUUCCAUCUUUGAGUGAGCCUUUUACCUCCUGCUGUAUCGGCUCUGCGGGCCACCGGACCACUACUACAACAACCUCGCCUAAUCUACUCACAUCCUUAUCCUCCGGCCAGUCCCCGGAAUUUGCCUUUCCCGCCAACGCUCCCUCCUUGAUCCGCUCUCAGUCCUUUCCAGCCAACUACGCAGGGGGCCGCUGGGGCUCUCUCAAUGACUCCACAGUGCAGACCAUCCCAGCGGGGCUGCAGGACACAGAGUGGGGAACACCCUCUUCUUUGGAUGGACUCCUGGGCACUGCCUUCAUUUGCCAUGAGGCUUUGCAGCAGAGCCAAACAAAAGUGCUCUACGCUGCAGGCCCAAAUAACGUGCCCUUAUUCAAAGCGGAUGGAGAGUUGUCUGAUCUUAAUGGCAAGCUUGUGCUCUACUACACUCCUCAGGCAUUUAAAAGCCAAAUUUGUUUGGAUUUGUCUCCUAAUCAUCAAUAUGAUGGCCGACUAACAGGACACCGAGUCAUCAACUGGGACAUUAAGGAUGCCAUCAAUGUGGUUGGGGGCAUAGGGGUUCUGCUGCCCCUCCUUGAGCAAGUUUGCGAGGAAGAGAAUGUGUACAACGGCGCUCAGGAGAUCUCAGAACUGCUCGGACCAGAACUGACAGCAUCGCGAGGGCCGGCCGCUAUGCUGCUGCCACUCAAAUCUUCAGAAGCGAGACUGGAGAGGAACAGUAUCGCGUCCUUCUUGCUGAUGAUGAAGAACAUGAUCCGCCGUCAUCCUGUCAAUCAGGAAGGCCUGCUGCAGUGCCACGGGCCUAGCAUCAUCGGAGCCAUGCUCACCAAAGUUCCAGGGACUCUGAUGGACAUGAACGUUUUGAUUGCAUGUCGGCUGCUGCUAGAUCAGGUUUUCAACGAGGGAAACGGUCCACUUCUGCAGCAGUUCUACCAGCACCUGCUCUUUGAUUUCCGAAUCUGGACCAGAAGCCAUUUUGCUGUUUGUCAUGAUCACGUCCAGUACAUCUCGUCCGUGAUACACAAAGGAAAGCAGCGCAUGAAGAGGAAAUAUGGAGUUCAAUACAUUCUGGAUACCAUACGCACUUACUACAGCGCGGACAAAGAUGGCGGCUGUCUCUGCGAUGAGAAGCAGACGAUUCAGACGUCUCUGUUUGCAUUGCUGAAAGACUUCCUCAAGUCUCCGACAGCAGAGGAGCUCCACAGUGUCCUCGCUUACAUUCUGAGUGCAGGAGAUGAGCAGCAGGUAGUAAAGGCCCUGGAUGUGCUGUAUGAGCUGUUGCGGAGCAGCCCUCCUCGUGAACAUGUGCAGGCUGUGCUGCUGGAGUGGGGAGUGGAACAACUUUAUAGUCUCCUUCUCAAUCCAAGCUUUGGAGAUCGCGCCAGAGAGAUGGUCUUCAGGGUUCUAUACAAAAUCCUCAAGAGCGAGCGUGUGUCCGAGCGCAACAAGCAACGCCUCAAGCUUAAGGACUUUGGCUAUCUCGGCCUGGUGUUUUUCCUUGAAGACAUUCCCGUAACCAUGACGACUGUGAGAUGUCUGUACGAGCAGGUCCUUGCUACAGAGUCGAACCCGAACUUUAGAGACCUCCUAGCUGUGGUGUGUCUGUCCCACCGAGCCGACCUGGAUGUCCGCCUGGAUGUUUGUCGCAAGCUCUUUCACCUCAUCUACCUCAGCGAGGAUUACGUGAAGCAGCUCGCCAAACAGCCCGCCUGGCAGGAUGUUCUCACCAAGCUCUAUGUGAAGGAAUCCUACGAGUCCCACGCUGCCAGCAUCUCAGGCUCCACUGAGUCAAACUUCCGGCCUCCUUUGCGUAGAGACCAGAGUCUGCUCAUAGAGGAUGCACGUACAAGCAUCUUUCUGAACUACGGCACCUCGCAGGAGGAAGACGACGACGAGGAAGAGGAGGACGGCGGCCAGCGGGAUAUCUCUGAAGGAUACUCUGAUUUAUCCCAAUCACCGCUCAGUCGAGUUAGGGGCCAGCUGAAGACCUUCAAGUCAUUCGAUUCUGCAGACCAAGAAAGUCACUCGUCCUCCCUCUCCAGUUCCAUGGUGGUCGAUAUUGUCUCGUCUCGCCUGGAUGAGGAAGGGAGAGAAUACCGGCCCUCCUCCCCGUACGGAACGUCGCCGCCUUUUGAUCUGGAGCUAGGCAGCAUGGGAGAGAUGGUCACUCCAGCAGGUAGCCUCACAAACACACCAUCCCCUCUGGAGCACAGCAAACCCUUUCCACCGCUCAGACCCAGGAAGAGCUCCAGUCUCUCCAACGUUUUGGACCACACCAGCUACGGGACAGACCCUCCCACUGGAGACACCAUCUCCAACACAUCCAACCCACAGCAGACGCCAGAAGAGGAGCUCUGCAACCUGCUCACCAACAUAAUCUUCUCCGUGCUUUGGAGCGGCAGUGGGGCGGACGGUCCCGAGGAUGUGAUCUGGAGAGAGAGGGGGCAGGUGUUUUCUGUGCUCACUAAACUGGGUUCUUCCUGCCAACUGGUCCGCCCACCGGAUGACAUCAAACGCAGUUUGCUAGAGAUGAUGCUGGAAUCGUCUUUGUCCGACCUGAGGGAUGCCCAGGGCGUGUUUCUACCUUUUUGUCCCAGCCUGGUGAGGCUCCUCAGGCUGCUGCAGGACUUCCUCUUUUCCGAGGGCACCGACAAUCAUACACUAUGGAGUGAAAAGAUCUUUGAGGGGGUGGUGAACCUACUGGACAAGUUGCAGGCCUGGCAUAGCACCCCCGGCAGCCCCGGCUGCACCGAACUGAAGGAGAUGUCCCAGAUCGGCCUACGGAUCAUCACCGGCUAUAUCCAACAGCGGCAGUCACAGGUGUGUGUGAUGGCCUUCGUGAAACUGCACAGCCUGUUGCAGACAGUGUUGUGUCUCAGUUGGGAGGAGGUCUGCUUCCUGCUGGGACGCAUUGGCGUCCCCUUGUGGCCAGACAAGGAGUCGACGGACAGCAACAACGCUGAGCACGCAGAGAUGUUCUCCCAGGUGGUCCCGGUCGUGCGAGCCCUCCUGGACCAGCACGCAGAUCCAGUUACGGUCCAGCAGCUCCUUCCGAGUCUGCCCAUCACGAAUGGCAGCACCACAUUCGCCCAGGACCUGAAGGCUUACUGCCACACACUCGAGUGGCAAAGCUUUUACCAGCAGCAGGUUCAGCCCACAAUGGAGCAGUAUGAGCUGGACACGUUCGGGCGGAGUCAUGACAUCAUGUCCAAUUUCUGGAAUUCCUGUUUCGACGACCUCAUGAGUACGGCCUUCAGACGCGACAAAGACAGAUCGGACAGCAAAGCAAAGUUUCAGGAAUUGAUCGUUGACCCUUACCUGAAGCGUGUUAGAAGUGAGAACGGACGCUACGUCAGCUGGCAAAAGCAGAGCUCCAACCAGCAGGGGGUGGUGCGGCAGCACUGGAGGGCUCUGCGCAGGCUGUUGACCAGCGAGAGAGCAGUGUGGGCCAAGAAAGUCCAGCCUCAGGUCAAGUGGAUACUUUCCAGUGCGGAGACGUAUUCAAAAAUGCGCCUCAAACUUGUGCCCAACCACCAUUAUGACCCCCACACCGAGGCCAGUGCCCAGAGGGACAACAUGGGAGUGGACAGUCCACGUUCCGAGCUUCUCCCUCUGGCUGUUGCCAAAGAAGCCAAAGUAAGCGAUAUGGAGGACGACCAGUUAGGAGAGGAGGAUCUUGUAUUUUUAGAUAACAAUGUUGAGGCUGAAGAUGAGAGCCAAAAAGAAAAGCUGGUUUUAUCUGAAGACUGUGAACUCAUCACCAUCGUAGCCAAGGUACCCGGCCGCCUGGAGGUUACUACGCACCACCUCUACUUCUACGACGGCAGCAUUGAGAAAGAGGAAACAGAGGAGGGAAUUGGAUUCGACUUCAAACGGCCUCUGUCUCAGCUCCGAGAAGUCCAUUUGAGGCGCUAUAACCUGCGUCGUUCUGCACUGGAGCUCUUCUUCAUCGACCAGGCUCACUACUUCAUCAACUUCAAGAAGAAGUUGCGUAAUAAAGUUUACUCAAGGAUUCUGGGCCUGCGCCCUCCUAACCUCUUUUACUUUGGAUCCCGAUCACCACAAGAGCUGCUGAAGGCAUCAGGCCUCACACAGAAAUGGGUCUGCAGGGAAAUAUCCAAUUUUGAAUAUUUGAUGCAACUCAACACCAUCGCUGGGCGCACUUACAAUGACCUAUCACAAUAUCCUGUGUUCCCUUGGAUACUCUGCGACUACACUUCCCCUGUUUUGGAUCUGGAAGACCCGUCAGUUUUCCGAGACUUGUCCAAACCUGUCGGUGUGGUCAACCCUCGCCAUGCACAGGCAGUCAAAGAGAAGUUUGAAAGCUUUGAGGACCCGACAGGCACCAUCGACAAAUUCCACUACGGCACGCACUACUCCAACGCAGCGGGAGUCAUGCACUACAUGAUCCGCAUGGAGCCGUUCACCACGCUGCACAUCCAGCUGCAGAGCGGCAGGUUCGACUGCGCAGACCGACAGUUCCACUCGGUGGCAGCGGCUUGGCAAGCUCGCAUAGAAAGCCCGGCUGAUGUCAAGGAGCUCAUCCCAGAGUUUUUCUACUUCCCCGAAAUUCUGCAGAACAUGAAUGGCUUCGACCUGGGAUCCUUGCAAAUAUCUCAGGAUCCAGUGGAGGACGUUCUGUUGCCCCGCUGGGCCACGUCGAGGGAAGACUUCAUCAGAAAGCACAGGAAAGCUCUGGAAAGUGAGCAUGUGUCGUGCCAUCUGCACGAGUGGAUCGACCUGAUUUUUGGCUACAAGCAGAGAGGAGACGAGGCGGCGAAAGCCCUCAACAUCUUCUACUACUGCACCUACGAAGGUGCUGUAGAUCUUGAUGCCAUUGCUGAUGAGACAGAGCGCAAGGCACUUGAAGGCAUCAUUAGCAAUUUUGGACAAACGCCAUGCCAACUUCUGAAGGAGCCUCACCCGCCGCGUAUGUCAGCUGCAAAUGCAACUAGGCGGCAGUCGCGCCUGGACACUUUGCCCGUGAACCUCUUUGAUCACCUUGAUAAGCUACGCUCAUUUGUGGAGGUGGUGAGCGAUGGCAUCCCUCUGGUCCAGGCGGUGGUACCAAAGAACCAAAAUCGGUCCUUCAUCAUCCAUGGCUCAGAUAUGCUGGUAACAGUGAGCUACAGUGGCUUGAUAGGAACACACAGCUGGCUGCCAUAUGACAAGAACAUCGCCAACUACUUCACCUUCACCAAGGACCCAACCAUUACGAAUCCCAAGACGCAGCGUUUUCUGGGUGGACCUUUCUCACCCGGCGUGAAGAUCAGCGCUCAGGUUCUUGUGGUGUCUAAUGAUGGACGUCUGCUGUUUAGUGGAGGACACUGGGACUGCAGUCUGCGGGUCACCCAGCUGGGCAAAGGCAAGCUGGUGGGCAGGAUCUGCCGGCACAUUGAUGUUGUGACGUGCUUGGCUCUGGAUCUGUGUGGCAUCUACCUCAUCUCUGGCUCAAGGGACACGUCCUGUAUAGUGUGGCAGGUGCUACAGCAGGGCGGCUUCUCCAGCACGCUGUCUCCUCGGCCUGUUCAGGUGCUUUGUGGACACGACCAGGAGGUUACCUGUGUGGCCAUCAGCACGGAACUGGACAUGGCUGUGUCGGGCUCAAAGGACGGGACCGUGAUCGUGCACACGAUCAGACGAGGCCAGUACCUGAGAACGUUGCGGCCUCCAGGUGAGCCCUCCCACAUCUCCAAGCUGCAGGUGGGCAUGGAGGGUCACGUCGUGGUGCAAACCUCGCCGGGGGAGCGAUCCAAUUCUACGAAGGGCAAGGACUCCAUCCAUGUUUACUCGGUCAAUAGCUGCCUGCUGUCUUCCUUCACCAUGGAGGAGCAAGUCUGUGCUCUCCACCUGGUGUCUGAAUACAUCAUCCUGGGCACCAUGCAGGGCAGACUGCACAUACGUCACCUGUGCAGCCUGGCUGCCGCCGUCCCACCCUUGGCCUUGAAAGUCCCCGUGAGGAGCGUGUGUGUCACCAGAGAGAGCAGCCACAUCCUGGUGGGCCUGGAGGACGGGAAGUUGAUAGUGGUGGGGGCGGGGAAGCCAGAGGAGGUUCGCUCGGGACAAUUCUCCCGCCGCCUGUGGGGAUCCACACGCCGCAUCUCUUUGGUGUCUGCCGGCGAGACCGAAUACAACCCCGCAACCGAGAGCGCCGGCAAAUGAGAGCGACUCUGACGAACGCUUGUGGAGAUGUUCUGCACCCACACGCUUAUUAUGGCUUUCUUUUUACAAGCCUGGGAACUUCUGAGACCAACUGAACACUCAGCACUUUUUGGUUUGUUUUGUUUUCUAAUCAAGGAAUAGUUUCAUUUUUGGUUGUGGACUACUGUCUGUUUUUAAUCAGCAUCAUUCCAAAGAGUGGCCUUGUUUUGAUGAGGCAAAAAAGCUUGGCUUUCGAGCUUAAAAAACUGCUGUCAGACUGUACAAACCUUUCAGGAGGGACACACACACACCCACACACACACAAAUACUUACCGACCACUUUUUUUCCAGUUUCUGUGCCAAGGCUUCUUAAAACUCCUGCAAACUUGAAAACAUUUUGAGAGCUGCUUAAUGCAAUACCGGUAACUACCGCCUGAUAUCACCACAGUGGCCUAGCAAUUUACCCUCCUGUCUUCAAAACUCAAAUGUUACAUUAUUAAAGCAGAAAAGUGCUUUAUUGGUCAAGAAAGUAAUGUACAUUCACUUUGUGUCGUUGAUGUUGUCGGUUGAGGAAUUAAGAGAAGUUGUCGUCUUGCACGAUGUGGCGUAUGUAGUAGUUCUAUUUUUCUCAACCCCAUGUACACAACUCACAAAAAGAGGCUGUUGUGAGUUUUACUGUUCGGUUCCUUGAUCGAGAACAGCAAGCUGUGCAAGAAAUUUCAAUAAAAAAAGUACUGACGCACUGAACAGUUAGUAGUAGAUAUAUAAAAGUUCAGAGGAGGUCAAAUUAAGUUCACCUGGAAGGUUAUUGUGCAUGUUAGGUUCACCCUGAAAUUUCACCCAAAUACCGAAUAUCCCUUUUCAUUGCCUUUUUGUGAGUGGCAUUUAAAAUAUUCACCCUAAAAUGUGCCUUUUUAGCUAUGAACACUGAUUGCAAUCAUUUGUGCGAGCUCACCAUAUGCCUCUGGUUUCAACACACACGCAUGACUCACAUGUGCAGAAGAUGGUUUUAAUGACAUGAAGUCAAGUGUUGGCUGCUAUUGCGCUGUUUAGAAAACAUCUGAAGGCGGAAUGAGAGCUUCGGAGGAAUUGUCCUGCUGCGGUUGAAACACGGUCGUUGUUAUGCAGCGGCAUGACAAACCAACCAACUCUUUGGUUCAAUGUGAGAAAAACAAAAAACAGUCAAGCAACAUUAGGAAGAGCUCAGCCAGCCUUACAAGUUUAUACUGUACUUGUUUAGCCUGUCCAAAAAAGUGUGUUUGUUGCAUAAACGUGUGAGACACGUGCUGUUUGCCUUUUGACUAUCGCGCUCCACAUGUAAUGAAUGUAACAUUUCACCAUGCUAUGCAUUCAUGCUCAAAGUUUCUGCUAGGUUUACUGUAAAUACGCGCUGUAUAUAAUCUGUCUGGUGUUGUGUGAUUUUAACUUAAUGCUUUGGACCAGCACUGCCUUCAAUACAAACUUGAUUUAUAUUAUUCAGCCUUUGCAUUGUGUUUUUUUGUUUUGUUUUGUUUUUUAAGUGAAUGUUGAAAAUACAUUUUACUAUACAGUACUAAGAUUCCAGUUGAUUUUUUUUUUCUUUCAUUUAUAUCUUCUGAGUAGAGUAGUAUAGUUGAACUUCUCCUUGUGCUCAGGUAUCAAAGGAUUAACUUUUUGUGACACAAUCAGCAUAAAAUAAUUUUAAAAAUAUAUUAUUAUUGUUAUACAUAUGUCAGUUUUAAACUGAUUCCUGGUCAAAGCAGUAAGAGUCGAGAGCUGUACCCAAUAUUUUUGUCCAUCAUAUGUACCGUCAACUGUUAGGUUGAAGUACAGCAUUUUAUUGUUUUUACAUUUUACAAUUACCAGUGAUUAACCUCUUUUUUUUUUUACAUUUGUGUGACAAUUAAGAAUGUUAAAAAAAUAAUAGAUGAUGCUUUGCUUUUGCUAGGCCCUGACCGAUUAUUCGUUUUUUUUUUUAAUUUUUGCUGAAUUUACGUUUUUUUCUUUUUACACAUUACAAGAUAAGACAAAGAUAAUGACAUUCAAACAAACAAUACAAAGUUGCAGUGUUUAUGUGUGUAUAUAUAUAUAUAUAUAUAUAUAUAAAUUUUUAAAAUAAUCAGCCGAUUAAUCAGUUAUCUAACUGUUAUCCUGCCAGAUAUCGGAAUUGACAUCUGUCUAAAAAAAAAAAUUCAUAUCGGUCGGACCCGAGUUGCUACACUUUAUAGCACAGGUGUCAAACCGGUGGCCCGGGGGCCAGAUGCGGCCCGCAACAUCAUUUUAUGUGGCCACCGAAAGCAAAUCAUGUGUGUCGACUUCAUGUUUCUUGUGAAAAUACCAAAAUUGGUGUCUUGUAUAAUGUUGAGAUAUUGCAAGCAUUUUAUGUUACCAAUCACCUUUUUGAAAUAAAUGUAAUAAUAUUUGAAUU